Molecule: messenger RNA, 1023 nt
Organism: Arthroderma uncinatum
Lineage: Eukaryota; Fungi; Ascomycota; Eurotiomycetes; Onygenales; Arthrodermataceae
Exons: 1
Coding region: 1-1023 (340 amino acids)
Source: RefSeq, a predicted model, not a curated record
AUGGAGCGCGUCUACCUCAUCACCCACCCCCGCUCCGCCUCGAACCUCCUUGUCCAGAUUUUGGGCCUGGAAGACCAGCCAAAGGUGAAGGCCCGUCCACACGCUGGCUACUACUUCCUAGAUACCCUCUACCUCCUCCUCGACAAGGGUCUUCGAUCUAAGCAUGUCGACGAAUGGACUGAUGAAGAGAGAGUCGAGUCCAGAGCCGCUUUUCAAAAGGGGUUCGAUGAUAUGAUGAAAGAUGUCAACGAAUCCAAGGCUGCGGGCAGAAUUUCUGUUGUUAAGGAGCACGCGAAUCUUCUACUUGACCCAGGCACCCAAACCAAAUUUUUGCACAAGACCGAUGAUAUUAAAACGGAACCGAUGAGCAUCGACGUUCCCCAAGGAUCCAAGGCUGUCCGUACUCCAGGAAACCACACCAUCUUCUCCGAUGAGUUCCUCCUCACCUGGAAACCAGUCUUCCUCAUCCGUCACCCAGCUCUCAUGUUCCCAUCAUUCUACCGAUGCAUGGAUGACUUCAGAAAGAUGUCAAAGGAAGAUAUCAAUACUGCUGGCUCGCUUGAGGUCAACAAGCCUGACUUGCCAAUCUACAUGAGUCUCCACAACAUCCGUUCCAUGUAUGACUGGUACAGCGAGCAGCUUAACAAGGCCGAAUCAUCCUCUGCUACCCAGACCUGGCCCAUUGUCGUUGAUGCUGACGAUGUCAUGGCCGACGAGACCGUGGUUACCAAGUUGGCUGACAUUAUCGGGCUGGACCGUGCUAGCCUCAAGUUCACCUGGAAGCCAGUCAGCGAAGAGGACAAGGCAAAGAAGUACAACCCCAUGGAGCAGCGCAUGUUGUCCUCUCUCAACGCCUCCAACGGUAUCAUGAAGGAUAAGCUUGCCGCUAACAUCGACAUCGAAGCCGAAGUUCCCAAGUGGAAGGCCGAGUUCGGUGAAAUCGAUGGAGCCAAGAUGUACAAAUGGGUCACCGAUGCCAUGCCAGACUACGAGUUCUUGAAGGCCCGCCGACUUACCGCAUAG